This is a messenger RNA of Papilio machaon (common yellow swallowtail), 2685 nucleotides long. RefSeq names its product melanotransferrin (gene Tsf2). Lineage: Eukaryota; Metazoa; Arthropoda; Insecta; Lepidoptera; Papilionidae. The record is from RefSeq and is a predicted model, not a curated record. The transcript has 16 exons. Gene Ontology annotation, cellular component: recycling endosome; early endosome; plasma membrane. Bases 69 to 2639 code for a protein of 856 amino acids. Gene Ontology annotation, biological process: iron ion transport.
UUUGUAAGUUAUAAUUUUACGACGAUAUAGUUUACAAAUGUAAUUAUAAAAGUGGUAAAAACAUUAAAAUGGCAGCUAUGUAUAGUUUUGUAAUACUACUGUUAAUAGGUUUUGGAGAAGCUUAUUAUUACAAUGACAAUUUAUCUCAAGUUCUAUUGCAAAAAGAAAAAGAGAAAAAUCUAGAACUUGUAACAUGGUGUACCACAUCAGUCCUAGAACAGGAAAAAUGUGAGAAAUUGGCCAAAGCGGUGAUGCAGGAUAAGGGUCUAUUUGGCGAUGAUUACAGAGAAAUUGCAUGUAAAAGGGCUUUUGACACUGAAGACUGUAUGAUAUGGGUGGAUCAAGGAGAAGCUACACUUUUAGCUUUAGAUGCUGGUGAAGUUUAUAUCGCAGGCAGAUAUCACUCUCUCGUACCAAUAGCACAAGAGUUAUAUGGCAAUGGUGAACCAUAUCAAUAUUCUGUGGCUGUUGUGAGGAAGGGAAGUCUACCUUCAGUUCAGCCGAGUACAGGACUGCACGGACUGCGGGGUGCAAGGGCCUGCUUCCCUGGUGUAGGGGCAUUAGCUGGAUGGGUUAUGCCAGUACAUAUUCUGAUGCAAGAAGGUGGUUUGAAAAUAACAGAUUGUAAUAAUCAUAUCAAAUCAGCGGUGGAUUACUUCGGAGACUCGUGUGCACCAAACUCAUUGAAGGACAUAUACAAUCCUAUUGGAGACAAUCCUGACAAGUUAUGCAAGUUGUGUUCUGGUGGUGCGGGUAUACGUUGUACAUUAGCGGACCCUUACGCAGGGUACGAAGGUGCACUCAAGUGUCUCGUAGACAACAACUCCGGUGAUAUCGCAUUCGUAAGAGAUACGACCAUACAACAUGCGCUGUUAUCACACAAAAUAUUAGGUGGAGUGAGUGAGGAUAGCUUUGAAUUGAUAUGUCGCGAUGGUUCCCGCGCUCCUGUGACGUCAUGGGAGAAGUGCAACUGGGGUCGUAUCCCCGCUGACGCUGUUGUGACCAGCAGCGCCGCCUCACAGGAACAAAGGAAAAGCUAUCAAAAUCUUCUACAGAAAAUGGUGCAAUUGUACGGUGAACCCAAUCCUUCUAAUAAGAAUCCAAACAAUACAUUCGGACAACAGAAUCGCGAUCAGUAUGGUAAUCCGUUCAGUUCUACUGAACGAGAUUCAUAUGAUACAUAUGACCCGUACAGAAGAAAUAGAUUUAAUUACGAUGACAAACAAGAUAAUGAUGGAAAUAGAGUAAGCACACUAGCACCGUACCAAGCUAGAUUGGAUCGUUCCGGACAACCUAUUGAACUGCCUUUCCAAUUGUUUGUUUCUAAUGAAACUACUGAUUUGUUGCUACAGGAUGCAACAAUAAACUUCCGUAUGUUACAUGAAGAAGAACAAGCAUCAAAACACAUAUUGAACAAUAAGUAUGUCGGAGACCAGGCAGAGAAAGCGGUGCUGGGUGUCAGAGCAUGUCCAUUGAAGCGAGCUAUACUGUGUGUUACAAGUGACCCGGAGAUGGACAAGUGUAUUAAAAUGAGAAUAGCGUUGAAGGCGGCUGUGUUGUCGCCGACAUUGUCGUGUUGGCGCGGACACAGCGCACGUCACUGCGAGCGCGCGGUCGCUGAAGGUAGUGCUGACUUCACAGUACUGGAUGCUGCGGACAUGCUGCACGCCGCGUAUAAACACCGGCUAGUACCCUUCAUGCAGGAGGUUUACACAAGCGGCGAGAGUUGGUACUACGCAGUUGCAGUUGCCAAAGAACAAGACCCCGACACCGACCUGACGUAUCUGCGCGGCAAGAACACCUGCCACUCUGGGAUCGGCACCGCAGCGGGAUGGAUAUAUCCAUUGGCCUAUCUGCUAUCCAAUGGAUGGAUCAGGCCGUACGGUUGCGAUGGCGCACACGCAGCCGCGCAGUACUUCAGCAAGUCGUGCGCACCUGGCGCCCUCAGCACCGAGUACGUGGACGCCGCCACUGUGCCGCACGACAAUCUCUGCCAUCUCUGUCAUGGAGCUUCCUUCAGACGUUGUCGUCGUGACGCGAGCGAGCCGUACUACGGGCACGUGGGCGCGCUGCGCUGCAUGGUGGAGGGGGGAGGGGAUGUUGCCUUCGCGCGACACACCGCCCCCGCUGAGGUGUCAGGUGGGCGACGACGAGAGUGGUGGGCGCGAGACCUGCUGCCAGACGACCUGCAGCUGCUCUGUCCUGAUGGUACUCGUGCUAAGAUGUAUGAAUAUGAACACUGCAAUCUAGGCAAAGUACCCGGCGCGGUGUUGAUGGGACGCGCCAAUCACACAGAACUUGAUACGUAUUCGAAUCUCAUGAUAUACGCACAACAAUUAUAUGGCGCAGCCACUUCUGAUGAAUUCAGUUUCAGCAUGUUCUUUUCUCAACCACCAUACGCAGAUCUAAUCUUCAGCGAUGCAGCAGUCCGUCUAAAGCCAUUGGCACACAGCAAGCGAUCAGCUGAGACAAUAGCUGGUCCAGCGCUACUCAGAGCUGCAAGAAUAGUGUCAUGUGAUGCACCUCAAGCCUCAUAUUAUGUAGCUCCCGAUCCUGAAUUCUUAUCACAUUCUUACAGAACAUAUAUUAUGGGACAUGUACUGGCUAUUACAUUGUUUAUGGUCGUUUUAAUGCAAUAAGUCGUUAAAGUGAAAAAAUGUUGCCAGUGAUAUAUUAAAAAUUAAU